Messenger RNA from Megalops cyprinoides (Indo-Pacific tarpon), 3273 nucleotides. RefSeq names its product myelin regulatory factor-like protein. Gene Ontology annotation, biological process: protein autoprocessing; positive regulation of DNA-templated transcription. The record is from RefSeq and is a predicted model, not a curated record. Gene Ontology annotation, molecular function: DNA-binding transcription factor activity; sequence-specific DNA binding. Gene Ontology annotation, cellular component: endoplasmic reticulum membrane; nucleus. Bases 304 to 3129 code for a protein of 941 amino acids. Lineage: Eukaryota; Metazoa; Chordata; Actinopteri; Elopiformes; Megalopidae. The transcript is spliced from 26 exons.
GUUUUCCGGGGGAAGGAAAAAAAUUGUGGGAUUAUUCUUUUCAGAACUGCUAUGGCCUAAACCGGGAAUUCCACGGGAAAAGCACUGAGCAGGAGCUGACACCUUUUGGAUUAUCAUCGCUAUCUUUGUAAAUGGAUUACACUUGAGUGGCCACCUGAAUUUGGAGACGGAUUUUCAACAGACCCAACCUGUAUCUGUAUUCUUUGGUGAAGAAGUAAACUGGUACCGGCAGUGUUUGUCUCCUCUGUGUUAACGUAACAGGUGCAGGUCACUGUGGAGCCCUCUGGCACUGGAAAAGCUCCAAUGGACGUGCUAGGGGAGAAUGAAGCCCUGCAGCAGUUUUUUGAUGGCCAGGAUGUGAGCGGGGUUCUGGAAAGUGCAGUGGUGGACACCAGCAUGCUGGAACAGUACCUCAGUAAUGACAUGGACCCCAGCACCUUCAUGUUACCUGAGUCACCUCCAGACUCUGGAUCAGAACCUUGUUCACCUCCAGAGGUACCAGAUGUCUGUUAUGACUCCACCUGGUCCAGUCGGCAGCCAGAACAGUUGAUACACCCCGCUGCACUGCCUCCUACGGGCGCAUCCUGUAAAGACAGCAUUCCAGGACCACCGCCUGGCCUGACCCAACACCCCAACUUCAUGGGCCCAAAGGACCCCUGCAUCAAGUCCAGCUCUUCACCCUCACCCGCUGUGCACGAUUUUCCUCAACAUGCUCACUACAUGAGUGCAGCGAACAGAUACAUUCAGGCCAACACUCCUCCAACACCUCCAGUUCAGGAGGCCCCUCACCCCUCCCAGUGUAUAGCCCAGACAAACAGCUACAUCAAGGCCAGCGUGCCCAGUCCUGCUUCCUGUGUCCCCCAAGGUUCACCUGGGUGUUCGAACACAGCCUAUCCAUAUCUGCCAACCAAUCCCAGCCAACAGACAGGACCCGGGUAUUCAGACAGCAGGAAGAGGCAACGGUCUGAAUCCUUCGAGAGGGGUGCUGACCAGCGUCUGUGGGGUGACCCAGCUCACACGAAGGGCCCUUUCACGGGACCAGAGUGCAGCGGUGAUGUUCUCAGCUACGAUAGUGACGGGCCGAGCGGAAGCCCCAUGCAAGGGGCCUACCAGCUGCUGACCUGGGACAGGUACCAGGCGAGCCAGUGGAGCCCACUCUGCGACAGCACCCUCAAGAGCCUCCCGACCCUUGCUUACCACGUCGACACAGACAAGGGGUUCAACUACUCGCCCACUGAUGAGGCCUUUGUCUGUCAGAAAAAGAAUCACUUCCAGGUCACAGUUCACAUCGGGAUGGCGGGAAACCCUAACUAUGUCAAGACACCGUCUGGACCUAAACCUAUUGACAGCUUCCAUUUGAAGGUCUUUGGUGUGAAGCUGGAGGCUCAGAACCACCUCAUUACCAUAGAGCAGUCUCAGUCAGACCGCAGCAAGAAGCCAUUCCUGCCAGUCAGGGUCAGUCUGCCCGGAGACAAGAUCACCAAGGUGACUCUUGGUCGGCUGCACUUCAGCGAGACCACCACCAACAACAUGAGGAAGAAGGGCAAGCCCAACCCGGACCAAAGGUACUUCACGUUGGUGGUGGCGCUGUAUGCCUCUGUACGGGAGGAGAGUCACCUGCUAGUGGCCCAUGUGUCUGAGAGGAUCAUUGUUAGGGCAUCGAACCCAGGGCAGUUUGAAAAUGAUAAUGAGAUGCUGUGGCAGCGUGGGCCAGCUCCAGACACGGUGGUGUGUCAUGGGAGGGUGGGCAUUAAUACCAACACCCCUGACGAGGCCUUGGUUGUCUGUGGCAAUGCAAAGGUCAUGGGCACGGUCAUGCACCCGUCGGACAGGAGGGCCAAACAAAACAUCCAGGAGGUGGACUCAACGGAGCAGCUUAAGAGAAUAGAGCAGAUGAGGAUUGUGGAGUACGACUACAAGCCUGAGUUUGCAAUAGAAAUGGGGAUCGAUCAUGUCCACGAAACAGGAAUCAUUGCCCAGGAGGUGAAGGAGCUGCUGCCCUCUGCUGUCAGGGAGGUUGGGGACGUCACGUGUUCUAAUGGAGAAAAGAUUGAAAACUUCCUCAUGGUGGACAAAGAGCAGAUCUUCAUGGAGAAUGUGGGGGCUGUGAAGCAGCUAUGCAAGCUGACAAACAACCUGGAGACCCGCAUCCAGGAGCUGGAGGUGUGGAACAAGCGGCUGGCCAAGCUCAAGAACAUAGGCAGCCUACGCUCCAACAGCAGCGCUAGUGCGCACAGAAAAGUCAGCAGAAAGAACAGUGUUCCACCCCCACAGAAACCGACCCCACAGCGGUGCACUAAAGAAUACAUGUCAGAGAAGUACAGCCACUGUUUACAGAAUAAAAUAUUUCAAGCAACCAUCAUCACUCUUGUGGCUACGAUGGCUUUUUGUAUCAUCGCCAUCGCAACGCUCUACAUGCUAACUUUGCACGAAGAUGUACAGCUUUUACCUGGUGACAGCAGCACUUCCUACCCCACCACUCCGUCAGCAGUGGGCCCCACAAUGACCCCCAACCACUGGCCCCCUGAGGUGGACUUCUGCAGCCUGCUGUACUGUGAGGAGGUAUACUGCUGCCCCUCUGACCCCAGCAACCACAGUUCACCCACUAACACACCUUCGCUGUCCUCUCCCACUGGCGUCCCACACGAAGAUGGAAGGAAGGAGCAGUUUUAUGAAAUCCUCAGAAGUGCCAAAGACUGGACAAACACAACCAUCCAGUCAAUUUUCAUUAAGGAAAACCAACAGAAGAUAGAUCAGCGGUACUGUGUGGAGGGGAAUUGUGGGUCUGGAAACUACAGCUACAUUGUCCCCAUCAGCAAGCUUGUCCCUCUCAACAUGCGAGUCACCCUCCAGAUGAACACUACAGAGUUGCUGGUGGUCCACCUGUGCCACGCUGAUGAGGACUUUGCCUGCUCUGCCCUGAUGGAUUUCGACGAAGAUGACGUCCAUGCCAUGAGUAACACGCAGGGCUACAUCCACGAAUGGCCGUUGCCGGUGGCCCGACUGCACCGUAGCUCCUACCACUUCCGUGCGGCCGUGGCGGGGCAGGCUGACUGCAGUACCGACCCAAAUUACAUGGAGGCGCUAUUCACAGACUACCACUUCCACUUCUACCGCAGGUGUCACUAACCACAGCAGGCUCAGCGUGCAGUAGCGGGCACACCAGUCCAUUUCUGUGAAACAUAUGAAAGGGACUACUGAAAGUUUACGUUAUAUUCUAUUCUAGGUCUUCUGUUUGUAUUAAUUUGUACAUAAAACACUUUCUCAUUGUUA